Molecule: messenger RNA, 1035 nt
Organism: Rhagoletis zephyria (snowberry fruit fly)
Lineage: Eukaryota; Metazoa; Arthropoda; Insecta; Diptera; Tephritidae
Source: RefSeq, a predicted model, not a curated record
AUGGACGAUAACGAGUACGAGACUUACGAUGCCGAUGAGUACAAUGACGCCGAGUUUGAGGAGGAGCUGAAGAAGCAUGAGGCCCGGGUGGAGGCGGAGGCCAUUGCGGCCUACGGGGGGAUGGACGACGACGAGGAAGAACAUGAGGACGAUGAAGAGGAUGGCGAAAGAGAAGAAGAGCUGACCGUCAAAAAAGAGGAAACUGUCAUUUCCAUCUCUCCGGAGAUCAUCGCCAUCAAGCGGCAAAGGACAGACGAGGAUCAUGAGGUGGUGAAGGUGAGCAGCAGCAACAUCGAAGAGGAGGAACAGCCCAAACCACUGUCAGCAUUCCCAUCAUCAUCAACAACUCCCCCGCUCUCACCUUCACCAUCCGCAUCAUUAUCAUCGAUAGCUAUUAAAGCUGGCCCUAGCACUUCUCAGCAGUCCACCACCUUCACCCCUCUUUCAUCGACCAGUUUUUUGGCACCCAUCAGGCCUCCUCUACAGCCCUUUCCCUACGACGAACCGGUGAUUCACAACAUCGUCGCGACGGCCAACUACUGCGUCCAGCUGGACCUCAACCAGCUGGUGGUGAAGAUUCGCAACUCGGAGUACAAUCCGAAGCGCUUCCGCGCCGUCAUCAUGCGCAUCUACGAGCCGCGGACGACGAUGAUGCUCUUCAGCAGCGGCAAGGUGGUGGUGACGGGCGCCAAGAGCGAUCGGGAGGCCUGUACGGCGGCGCGAAAGUGCUGUCGCAUUCUUCAGCUGGUCGGCUAUCAGACCAAGUUCACCGAGUUCAAGAUACAGAACAUCGUCUCGACGGUGGACGUCAAGUUUCCCAUCCGCCUGGACAAGCUGUCGCACGUGCACACUCAGUUUUGCACCUACGAUCCGGACUUUUUCCCUGCGCUCAUCUACCGCAUGGUCCGCCCGCGCACGGUGCUGCUCGUCUUUGUCUCCGGCAAGAUUAUCCUCACUGGCGCCAAAAGUCGACAGGAGAUCCACGACACCAUGGAGAAGAUGGCCCCAGUGUUGGCUACCUUCCGCAAGUUGUGA